GUGCACAGUUCUGCACACAGGAUGGCUGGAAUUGUUCACGUCGUGAUGAGGCUGCUGCUUUUAUCUUUUAUCACAACAGGUGUAAAUGCAGGAGAUGGUCUGAUAUUUACUGAACGGGCUUAUGAUCUUACAGUUCCGUGUGAGGACGAUCUAGUCUGCUUUCAUAUAUGGAAGCUCAGCAGGCGCUUACUAAGUGAUUACGUUGCGAUAGUCAGUAAUGGAGCGAUCCAGACAGCCACAUCAGAGGACAAGGACUCAAAAUGCACUCUGCAAAUCAAAGAUCUCACAGCGGAGGAUGUCGGACGUCAUCGCUGCCCGAAAAGGCCAGAUGUCUCCUCUCGUACCUCCCCAGAGUUGAACCUCAUGCCGGGCAAAACUGUGACUCUGCAGUGUAUUCUCCUCAGCUUUCUACAGAAUAGACAUUGUUAUAAAGCGCUGCAGGUCGGCCUGGCGUGGGUGGAUGAAGCCGGCGCUGAGAUACAGGAGGACUCACAACAUCAGAUAAAACAGGAGUCACCUUGCAAUGUGAUUCUGACUGUCGCCUUUCAAAGUCCUCCAAACAGGAAGUUUAGGUGCCGGGCGACUGUGGGUAAACAAGUCCAAACUUCAGUGGAGCUGCUGGUCCGAGUCCCAGCUCUUAAAGGGAAGGGAAGAGGAAUCGUCAUAGAUCUAAAACCUGGAAAUCAAGGUGGCAACCGGGACACGAUCGGCGCCGCUGUGGGGGUGGUGGGAUGUGUGGUUUUGGCCGGGCUGGUUGCAUUGUUCGUGGUGAACAGAAGAAGAAGAAGAAGCCAGCUGCAGGAUGAGUCUUGCUACACGACCAGUACCAACAAUGUUUUGAACGCAGACGAUGUGGUCUACGCUGACAUCAUGCUCCCCAUUGAUCCUGACAGAGUUUGGGUCCAUGAGUACGAGUCAACUGAAUACGCCUGUGUCCAAUACAAAUAGUCUGCCGUCCAACGUAUAAACCGCAGUGUAUAAUCCUUUUGUUUGCGAGCUCCAACUGUGCCAUUUGUUUUAAUAAUGUGAUUUUCUCCACACCAAAUCCCUUUAAUGUAGCUUUAGUUGUCAAUGAACCAGUAUGUUGCCCUUUGACUCAGCUAUUUUGCAAUUUAACGACAUGUAAAAUGUUACAUGAAUUUUAAUAGUCUACCUCAAUAUGUUUGAGUUCUCUUUUUAGCUAUGGCAAUUAAUUCACCAAUGUAUUUUCUGAAUGUGAGUACAUGUGAGGAUGUAGUAAAUGAAAUAAGCCCAGUUUGUUAUUCAUGGUGUUUAGUUGAAAACGUGUCUUUAGGUCAAAAAUAAAUGAAAAGAUGACAACCUUGGC
Anoplopoma fimbria (sablefish) is the source of this 1327-nucleotide messenger RNA. RefSeq lists its product as uncharacterized. The transcript is spliced from 7 exons. The coding region runs from base 22 to 948 and encodes 308 amino acids. NCBI's taxonomy places the organism in Eukaryota, Metazoa, Chordata, Actinopteri, Perciformes, Anoplopomatidae. The record is from RefSeq and is a predicted model, not a curated record.